AAAAUAUUACUCAUAAAAAUCGAGACGAAAUGCAUGAUUAUUUGAUAGCCGACCAACACAUCAUCUAUAUUAGUGCAUGAAUAUUAUUGUCUGAUCUGUUUUGAGGUAAAUUGAUCCGCAAUUCACUGUUAUCCACAAUUUUUUCUUUCUUUGUUUUGUGUGUGUUUUCCAUCUCCUCCUCUAAUUUUUGUUGUCUUACAAGAGGAAGAAAGAAGGAGAGAGAGGGGCAGAGGGAAAAUAAGAGAAGCAUCUCAUUGCAAAAGGAAAUUGAAUCCCAUCCCUCUCCCUACCUCCCUCUCUUCAAUCUUCUUUCUUUAUCAUAUAUAUAAUCAUGGCCACUUUCGGAGGAACCCAGCAAAAGUGCAUGGCAUGUGACAAGACGGUCUACCUUGUUGAUAAGCUUACCGCCGAUGGCCGUAUCUUUCAUAAGGCCUGCUUCCGUUGCCACCAUUGCCGGAGCACCCUUAAGCUGAGCAACUACUGUUCUUUUGAGGGGGUGCUGUACUGCAGACCACACUAUGAUCAACUCUUCAAGAGAACUGGUAGCUUAGACAAAAGCUUCGAAGGAAUUCCCAAAGUCCAGAAAGAAAGACAGCCCUCUGAAAUUGAGAGAAGUCCUAAACAUAUCUCAAACGUGUUCGUGGGCACCACAGACAAAUGUGUUUGUUGCAAAAAGACAGUGUAUCCCACUGAGAGGGUUACAAUUAAUGGGACUCCUUACCAUAGGGGCUGCUUCAAAUGUACAUAUGGAGGUUGCACUAUAAGCUCAUCAAACUUUGUUACACAUGAGGGGAAGCUCUAUUGCAAACACCAUCACAUUCAACUCUUCAAAGAGAAAGGGAAUUACAGCCAGCUCGAGAAUGACGUCAACACCAUUGCUAUUUAAUUUUGCAGGAAUAUAAUCUUGCCACUGUUUUGUAUGAUGGAUAUGCAUGCUGCUCUAAUUUAAUUUAUUUAUUACAAUUAUUAAUUUUGUAUCGCUUGAAAAAAAAUACAUGUAGUGCUUUGUGUGGAUUUGCUAUACAAGCAUCUUAAUUGCUGUGACUGUGAUGCUUUCAGCAUUUUCCCCCCUCAAAAUGAGUACUAGAGUAUGCAAAUGUCAUUACUCCUUGUGAUAAU
Messenger RNA from Arachis ipaensis, 1119 nucleotides. Its product is annotated as LIM domain-containing protein WLIM1-like. The record is from RefSeq and is a predicted model, not a curated record. NCBI's taxonomy places the organism in Eukaryota, Viridiplantae, Streptophyta, Magnoliopsida, Fabales, Fabaceae.